This is a messenger RNA of Serendipita indica DSM 11827, 4746 nucleotides long. Lineage: Eukaryota; Fungi; Basidiomycota; Agaricomycetes; Sebacinales; Serendipitaceae. The record is from the annotation of a GenBank genome assembly.
AUGUCGCUGCGUGCGCUCCUCAACGACGAACCGCAAAAUCCAAUUCCGCCGCGUACUGGCACUUCUUCCAACGCCUCUAUUCGCAAUAUCAUCAACACUGACCCUCCAGCUCCUCCUCCAGCCGCCCCAUCGGUCCCCUUUCCAUCCUCGGCAGAGACGCCGUCCAUCCCUCCCACGUCCGAUUAUGGCCGUGCUACGACGGCCUCCCCGGCAAAGCUCAACGGUUCAUCUUCUUACCAUGCACCUGCUAGAACGCCAAAGAAGAGUCAACACGACACGCCGUUUUAUUCACCUCAACGACCCGCUCCUCAUCAUGAAGAACACAAGAUGGAGGUCGACAAUGCGCCAAAUGGGAAUACAAUCGAUGAAUCUAGAUACGGGAGUACAGGCAGGAGUAAUCUUACCGGACGAACGUCUCCUGGACUCGUCCGACCUCGCGCGUAUUCUUCCGAUCUAGAGGAUCAUCAAAAUGUCUGGGAGGCCGCCAUUGGCAAGUAUGCCCUCAAGACGCGUACCAAGAUGCGUGACAUUGAGCGUAUUUUCACCGAACACAACAGACAAGCCAAUGCCAUUGUCGCGCAAAACGUAAAGUCGCAAAUGGCGUCUCGAAUGCUCAAAAUCCAAAUGCGGCAGCAAGUCCAACAGUCUCAGUCUCGGUCGUCACGUCCCUAUGCAAGUCUCAUCGUCGGUUCGGAUCAUUCGCGUGCAGGAAGCGAAGCAGGCGAUGGAUACGACGAUGAAGACGACGAAGGUGGACGCGGGUUCCUCGGUGUCCCAGGUAUCAAGCGCGAUUGGGAUGCCAGUGCCGCGCCAAGCGCAGACGAGGCCGACUCUGUCUCUGGCGUCAAGCGCGAUGGUCGUCGUAGAAAGGCCCUCAUGGAUCCAGACGACGACGACGAUUCGGUUGCAGGCGAAGGUGGUUCGGUUACCGGAACACCCAGACGCUCUGCGAAAAAACGCAAGGUCGACGUGACCACGGCUCCCAAAGGAAGUGGUGGUCUGCUGGCUCCAAAGGCGUCUAUGCCUUCUCUCAAGGGUGCUAAAAAGGGACCCAGGCGGUCUACCAAAGGCAAAGAUGUCGGUGUCGGACGCGUAGGUCUCAAGGAAUGGAAUUUACCCUACCCCGAUAUCGGACCUCCACCUCUGCUCGUACCGCCUCCAGCCACCUCAACAGCUCCUUCCGACUAUGACGCCAAAUUUGCCUCUGUAUGGUCGACCAUUGUCAAAGACGCCGUUCCGUACACGUUCAAGGCGAGAGCCAACCAUCUCGCUGCUGUCAAGAUUGUCAACGAGCGCGUCGCCAAAUGGUGUGCGACAGCAGCGAAGCGUGGGUGGGGUGGCGAGUAUACCCCGUUUGUCCGACGCGAGGGCAAAGACAAAGACGCUGGAGGUCGCUUCGGACGUGACCCUGUGGCAAAGACGAAAAAGCUUCAACGCGAGUUGCUCACUUUUUGGAAAAAGAAUGAAAAGGAGGAAAAGGAAGAACGACGACGACGCGAAAAGGAGCGUGUAGAAAAGGCUCGUAUGGAGUUGGAGAAAAAGGAAGAACUUCGCCAGCGCCGCAAGCUCGAGUUUCUUAUCACGCAAACAGAACUUUACAGCCAUUUCGUCGGCAAGAGGCUCAAAACAUCCCAACUCGAAUCAGAAGAUCCGGAUGGUGAUGUUGGUGCUGAUCCUGCGCUCGAGGAUGAAAACGACGCCGCAGAUCUCGAGUUGGAUAUCGACGACGGGCUCGCUGAAGAUGACGACGGCGCUCUCGACUUUGACAAAGACGAUCCAAAGCGUCUCCAGGCACUUGCACGGAGACAGGCCCGCAAGCGUAUGUUGGACAUUCGACGCCGUGCUGUCGACUUUGACCAGGCGCGUCGCGAGGCCAAUGCAGCGGCGGCUCUCCUCGAGAUGGAGGGUGGCAAUGUCCCUGCCUCUGCCACGCUCUCUGAUGCCGAAAGGCGCAUGGAAGCGGCUGGUGGAGACAAGCUCCGCGGUGAAGCAUUUGCGAACAAGAUGGACAUUGAUGACCUCGACAAGGUGACUGGGCUCAAAGAUUUGGAUUCGGACGAGCUCAACUUCCAAAACCCAACGAUGCUCCAAAAUCGUGAAAUGCUUCCUCAACCGGCAAUGCUCCAAGCGACGUUGAAAGACUACCAACUCAAAGGACUCAAUUGGCUUGCUGGUCUCACGCAGGGUCUUGGCAAGACAAUUCAAUCCAUCGCUCUCCUUGCUCAUCUCGCUGAGCGUCAAGACAUUUGGGGUCCCUUCCUCAUCGUCUCGCCUGCAUCUACUCUCCACAACUGGCAACAAGAGCUCACUCGGUUUGUUCCCGCGCUCAAGGUAGUACCAUACUGGGGGACGGUUGCCGACCGAAAGACGCUGCGUAAAUUCUGGGCAAAGAAGGCUAUCGUCUACGAUCGCGAUGCGCCGUUCCAUAUCAUCGUCACCAGCUACAACCUCAUCUAUAUGAUUCUCGACGAGGCGCAGGCUAUCAAGAGUAGUAGCAGUGCCCGCUGGAACGUCUUGCUAGAUUUCCAUUGUCGUAAUCGGCUUCUCCUCACGGGGACACCUAUCCAGAACUCGAUGCAAGAACUGUGGGCGCUUCUUCACUUUAUCAUGCCGAGUCUCUUCGACUCUCACGACGAGUUUUCCGAAUGGUUCUCCAAGGAUAUUGAGGGGGCUGCUGGCUCGAGCGGUGGAGGGUUCAACGAGCAUCAGUUACGUCGACUACACAUGAUCCUCAAGCCAUUCAUGCUUCGUCGUGUCAAGCGCCAUGUUCAAAACGAGCUAGGCGAAAAGACCGAAAUCGACCUCUACUGCGAGCUCACGCCACGCCAAAGAUACCUUUACAAGGCACUCAGAGCCAACAGUUCCGUCGCAGAGCUGCUUCGGCAGGCAGCAAACUUUGCGACCGACGCAGCGGCGACUGCAUCGCUCAUGAACCUCGUCAUGCAGUUCCGCAAGGUCUGUAAUCAUCCAGAACUCUUUGAACGUGCCGAUGUCCAGGCUCCAUUCUCCUUUGCCAUGUUUGGUGGGACGAACAACAUCCUUCGAGAGGGAGAUUUUGUCGAGGCGCCUUACUCGUCCAAGAAUCCCAUCUCUUACUCGAUACCGCGAAUCAUCUAUACAGAGGGCGGACUCUUGGACGUACCAUCCGAAUCGUCUGGAGCAGGGUUCAAACGACGAUUGCUCGGAUGCUUGAUGAAUAUUUGGACACCGUCGUGGAUUAGCCAGCGCGCCCAAGACGGAUUCGCGUUCAUCAAGCUAUUGAACCAGACACCUUCCGAGGUUCAUAGAACCUACCAGUCGAGCAUAAUCGAACGCAUGCUCGCGUCUGCGCAGCAAGUAUACGACUUGCGCUCUGCUGGUCCCUUGAUGAGUGAUACCGAGCUCGUCGCGCGUUACACGCUCCCGUCCAAAUACCUUCUCAUCCCCACCAUCACGCGAUUCCUGGACCACGCCGAGGGCCUUCCGCCUCUGCACGAGAUUUCAUCGUGGGCAUGGAAUGCGACGCCGUUGUCUAGACGUCAAACGCAGAUCUAUGUUGAACAUGCCGCGGCACCUCCGAUCGACAUCACCUGUAGGUCAAUCAUCUUUAUGGACCACAUGUCGAGGAUCCACGAAGCUCCAUUGGAACACCUUGCGUUAUUCGGUCUGCCGCCAUGGUCUCGCGAAAAUCCUCAGAGAACUCUACGCUACUCGAAAAUGCUCCCAUUCGUCGCUCCGGGCGGUCUCGUGUCAUCGUCGCCAUCGAUUCAACUUCCGGCUGCUCAGAUGCACGUACCAGAGCCAAAGCGUCUCAUCUUUGACUCUGGAAAACUCGCUCGCCUCGACAGUCUUCUCAUGGAACUCAAGAGUGGCGGUCAUCGCUGUCUUAUCUACUUCCAAAUGACGCGAAUGAUAGACCUGAUGGAGGAAUAUAUGAUCUUCCGCCAAUACAAGUACCUUCGACUUGAUGGAGACACCCGUUUGGAAGAUCGUCGUGACAUGGUGAUGGAUUGGCAGCAAAGAGACGAUAUCUUUUGCUUCCUCCUCAGCACCCGCGCUGGAGGUCUCGGUAUCAAUCUUACUGCCGCUGACACCGUCAUCUUUUACGAGUGCGACUGGAACCCGUCCAACGAUGCUCAAGCCAUGGACCGAGCACACCGACUAGGACAGACAAAGCAAGUCACUGUCUAUCGGCUGAUCACUCGAGGAACGAUCGACCAACGUAUCGUUCAAAUGGCUGGUGUCAAGAAAGAUGUUCAGGACAUUGUUGUCGGCAACAAGCCAUUUGUCGAAUCACACAAACCAAGCGAGAUUGUCAAGCUAUUGCUCGACGACGACGAACUCGAGGCUCUACAAGCUCGUGGCGACGUCUCGUCACUCUCCGUACCUGCAUCUGGUCCGGGAUCUGGAAUGGUCACUCCAUCUGGUGGUCGACGACCUCCAGUUCAGGUCCACGGGAUUUGGGAGACUGAGGACGAUGGUUUCUUUACUGGAGGCCGUAUGCAGCAACAGAUUCAGCAAGACGAAGACAUUGAAUUUGGUGGCGCCGGGAUGGGAACAGCCAUCUCUGGCAGUGGAAUGAACACUCCGGGUGGGUUUGAAGGAGAGGCUAUCGGUGCAACAAGGGGCCGUGGUAGAGGCCGUGGUCGUGGACGUGGUAGAGGACGCCCUCCGGGUAUUCCAAACGGCGAAGGAAAGAGUCGAUCCCGAGGGCGAGGGACCGGUGUCAGACGAGGCAGAGUCAAGGUUAUUCCAGCACAGAUGUAG